Thlaspi arvense is the source of this 696-nucleotide messenger RNA. NCBI's taxonomy places the organism in Eukaryota, Viridiplantae, Streptophyta, Magnoliopsida, Brassicales, Brassicaceae. The record is from the annotation of a GenBank genome assembly.
AUGUCUUCCAGAACUAGGGCAGAGAAGAAGAAGCAAUCGUUGGAGCCACAGUCGUUGAUCCCGUUGCAGGAUGAGCAAUCCUCAGAACCACUUUCUGUGUUUACGUCACUUCCCGAAGACGUCAUCGUUGACAUCUUAGCGCGUGUAUCGACAUUCCACUAUCCAAUUCUCUCCCUCGUCUCAAAACACUUCCGAUCACUCGUUGAGUCGCCUGAGAUAUACGUGAGGCGAUCUUUGUUGGGCUGCACCGAACACUUUCUCUAUGCUCUCAUCUAUGACAUCGACAUCGGUGUCUACCGUUGGUAUGUUCUCCGUCGGAAAGCCAAUGGCAAUAGACGCUUGGUGCUUAUCCCUUCACUGCCCGCUGUGUCUCGCUAUGGAAGCUUUGUCGCAGUGGGCUCGAGGAUAUACGUGUUUAAUGGGGUUAACAAUGAAGAUAGCACAACCAUCGACUGUAGAUCUCACACGGUUCAACUUCUCCCAAACAUACCUGUGAGCAUGUGUGAUUCGAUGGCUGACAUCAUCGAGAGGAGAAUCUACAUAAUUGGAGAUAGCCGUUGUGAUGAUGGCUGGAAGAAGGCGAUGGUGGUGUUCAAUACAGAAACAAAAAAGUGGGAGGAGCCUGCGAUGAAAAAGAUAGGCAUCGAGCUACGUGACAGUCACGUAUUACCAUCGCUGUGUGGUGAUGGCUGGUAA